Pygocentrus nattereri (red-bellied piranha) is the source of this 988-nucleotide messenger RNA. It is a transcript of the gene npy, whose product is annotated as neuropeptide Y. NCBI's taxonomy places the organism in Eukaryota, Metazoa, Chordata, Actinopteri, Characiformes, Serrasalmidae. Gene Ontology annotation, molecular function: neuropeptide Y receptor binding; neuropeptide hormone activity. The coding region runs from base 248 to 532 and encodes 94 amino acids. Gene Ontology annotation, cellular component: extracellular region. The transcript has 4 exons. Gene Ontology annotation, biological process: neuropeptide signaling pathway; feeding behavior. The record is from RefSeq and is a predicted model, not a curated record.
AGUCAUUCACGGACAGAAGACCACCUGAAGCCCACCUCGCUGUAAGUUACGAACUCCGAAUCUGUCGACGUUUUUCUAGGAAAACACAAAACUGCCUCUCAGUUGGACGUGUGGAAGAUUUCACUCCUCAGUUUUAGGCUCUUUGACAAGAAAACAAGAGCUCUAUCUCCCUCUUGCCCUCUCUCUCUCUCUCUCUCUCUCUCUCUCUCUCUCUCUCUCUCUCUCGCUCUCUCUCUCAGUGUGAGUGAUGCGUCCUCCGCUCUCUGUGCUCUUCGCCUGGGCUGCCUGCGCGCUCCUGCUAUGUCUGGCGGCGCUGGCGGAUGGAUAUCCAACAAAACCGGACAAUCCGGGAGAGGACGCGCCUGCCGAGGAGCUGGCCAAGUAUUACUCCGCCCUCCGGCACUAUAUCAACCUCAUCACAAGGCAGAGGUAUGGGAAAAGGUCAAAUGCUGAUGCACUAACCUCGAAUCUGCUGUUUGGAGACACAGACACCCGACAGCAGUCAAGAUAUGAUGACCCGUUGAUGUGGUGAUGGCAGCCAGCGUCUGUAGCCAAACGUGUCUGUGCUCAUCUAGUCAACUUUUUCAGCGACAUCUGACCUCAUCAAAGAGUACCGCCAGCAGUCCAGCAUUGUUAAUAUGAUGAAUGUUUGCAACCAUUGCCACCUUCAGCAUGAACAAAAUGCUGAAGGAUGUCAGGGUAGAUUGUGUCAAGUAGACUGAUAAUAGUUUAGGUGAGAAAAAGCAAUGGGUCCAUUCAGGGCAUCUGUAAUGUUUUGGUUCUCUGAAUGCAUCCAUGUUGAGAAAUCUCAUUUACGUACAUCUAAGAUCAGUAAAGGGUCACUGAUUGCAUGCAGUCCCCCAAGCAUCCCCUCUGUACAUACACCUCCUGCAUUUAUGCCUAUUGCAUUUAUUGUAACCACGUUCAUAAAGAGAAAUCAUUACUCACUGUACAGUAUAAAUGUGCUAAUAAACCACUAUAUUUGAAA